Molecule: messenger RNA, 3438 nt
Organism: Trichoderma gamsii
Lineage: Eukaryota; Fungi; Ascomycota; Sordariomycetes; Hypocreales; Hypocreaceae
Exons: 8
Coding region: 1-3438 (1145 amino acids)
Molecular function (GO): ATP binding; ATP hydrolysis activity
Source: RefSeq, a predicted model, not a curated record
AUGACCAAAUUUGCAAACCCUUUUUCGAAAUCUGAAAAAGAGAAGAAAGCGCAGCUUACCAAGCAGCCUACCAUUCCUAUGGCACCUGAUGAACAUCAGCUACCAACUUCAGUCGAUGGUGAUGCGGUCGCCACUUCAGCGCCUUCUAAUGAAUCCGCCACUACAUUGCCCAAAAGGCCCCGACUCCUUUGGAAGGAGGCAGCCGAGAAACUCAAUGACGAGGAGAGAAAGGCCUUGGGCCUCCAGUUUGACCAGCCGCUCUCACUGACAGCCGCCAUCGACGAGGUCGCUCAGCAGGUGGAGAAAGCCUGUGAGAAAUACGAGGCCAGAGGCUGGAAGAUCAAGCGCAGCGAUGGGAGCGUCAAGGUCAAUGUGCGGGCGAGUGCCAAGAGUAUUCUCAAAUGUGCCCUCCGAAGCAAGGGCAUUGUCGAGGCAGCGGUCAAAUUCGAUCCUACCGGCUAUUCCGCUUCAGCGUGGACUGUCAUUUCUUUGGGCCUUCAACUGGUCGAGAAUCAUCAGGACAGAAUGGAGUCUGUAUUCAAAGCUUCUGCUCUUCUUGCCGAUAACUUGCAUCGCUACGCUAAUAUCGAAGCCAAUUAUCGCAAUCAAGACAUACCUGACGUCCGCCAUUUAGAGGACAAGCUCUGCUCUAGCUACGAAGCAAUUCUGAGGUACUCAGCCAUGGUCCAACUAGAAAGGAAGAGAUCUUUUGGAGGUCGAGUAUGGUACAGUUUUUACUCCCUCUCAGAGCAGCCAUUACAGCAGCUGCAAGACAAGAUGCUCACGGCUGCAAAUGCCACGGAUCUCUGGCUACCUCUUAUCCAACACGAGUCUGAAAUACGAGCAGAUCGGCUGAAAGAGUCUGCGGAGAUCAACCAGAAGGUGAACGAGGCAGUAGGCAAGCUAGACCAAAUUCUUGAGAGCUUCAGUACAAGCAUUACAGCAAUCAGCGGCGGAGUGCAGCUACUGGAAGCCAUCUCGGUUACUAUGGCGACAAAAGAGGAUAUCGCUCAAAUAGCUGCGCUUUUUCAGCAGCGCGUAGCCGAAGGGCUCGACCAACCUGCCGUUUCCAGCAUGAGCGCAGAAACAGACAGAAAAAUUGUCAAGAAUGAUGGUUCGACGACAGCCGAGGGCUCGUCUUUUCUCCACGAAGAAGACAUAGAUGCGUUGUUUCGAGAGUUGUUCGUGGAGUUCCACGAAUUCGAUGAAGACACGCGACAGCAUCGGAGAACAAUUGAGCAGCUGCCAGAGAUGCGACCACACCGAACUCGAAACCAAAACCUGCUGCGAGCUGAGAAGAUUAUCAAGUGGGUGGAAUCCAGCGUCUCACAGCUGCUUUUAGUCGAUGGUAGCUCGGUGCUCGGCAGAUACGAUUUCAACUCGUUAUUUGUCGGCCCUCUACUCAUUUUCGGCGACAGCUCCUUUGAAUCGGUCCUUGUGCUGCGACAUUUCGGCGGGGACAACCCUUCCACCAAGACCAACAAUUUCCGGACUCUUGUUCAAGCACUCAUCGUUCAGAUGUUCAAGCAGCGCCCAAAGUCUUUUGGCCAAAAACUGGCUAGCCUCACUAGGGAGUGUGCCAGUAACAUUUCUGAACUGUGGAAGCUGUUUCUCGAGUGUCUCCGAGAGAGCCAAGUCGAUUGCGUUUUCAUCAUCAUCGACAGCGUCGACUACCUUCAGGAUGCCCAGGCCAGUGACGGCUCGAGUGAGAAAGAGACAGUGAUGGCAAACAUGCGCGCUCUCGUACAGGACAAUAAUAUGCUCAUCAAGAUUCUUCUCAGCAGGAGUCUAAGUCUUGAGUUGCCCGAUUCGAUGGAAGAGCAAAUGGCUCUCAUGACAACGCCCGACAUGCACUCUAGGGAACCGCUGCGCCGGCUGUCUCUGGCCAUUAUGCAAGACGAUAUGCUGCUGAUACCACAAAAGCUAGUGGAGAUCCAAGAAAGAAGGUGCCAGAGGCUCACGUUCUCGCAGCUGCCCCUGAUAUAUCCACUAAGCUCUAUCAUAUACACCGUCCACGACGGCCAGCUCCAGGCUUUUGUAGUUUCCGCUGUGUAUGGCAUGGAACAGCAAACUCGAGACAUGUAUGCGCCGUUCCGUCUACGAGUGUGGUCUAUAGAUCACGAUGGCAAGCGCCUAACCAAACGUUACCACGAAUUCUCCACGUCGCAGUUCCAAGGGGAGAAGCCUGUAACAAGUCUCAAAUAUAUCCCGGCGGGCUACCUCAGAGAUGAAGCCGAGCAGCGGAAAAGGCUAGCUGCUCGAGGACGAAAAUACAUUGCUCUAUCUUGCAACUAUCAUCAUAAGGAGAUUAUUAAGAAUGGGGAGCCUAUUCGAAUUGUCAUUGACCAAGAGUCGGUUCCAGAAGAGAUUCGAGCAGAUUUUGACUUUGAGGGAGACUUCGUGAUCAAGCCUCAUCAAGACGUAAAGCCCCGCAUCCUAAUGGUCUCUCCACCAACAAUCAACGCAUACAACCUUGAAGAGAACAUUUGGACUCCUGUCCUUAUCGAUGAGAUAGACAAUGUUCAGUUUCUGGAUGAAGCGCUUCGCACGCUUGUCAUGGAAGUCGAAAAGAAAUCUCUCGCCAUUUCUCUCGUCCAAUCACACUUGGCUCAGAUGCACUCAAAUAAAAAUUCAAACGAAGAUUCAGGCGAAAGUGACGCCAGAUACCUGAUGAAUCCAUACGAAGGCCAGAAGCCACCUAUACAAAGACGGCCAGGAAUAUUAGAGAGAGAAAAGAGCCUUACGCUGCUACUGCAUGGCGGUCCGGGGACAGGCAAGACAUUCGCUGCCACAUGUAUUGCGGAAACAGUAAAGACUCCAUUACUGUCAGACACCAUUGGAAUCCGAGAUAAUUCCUCAGUGGAACGCCAGUUGUCCAAGAUGUUUCAACUGGCCCAGCGAUGGCACGCGAUUCUCGUCCUUGAAAAUGCCGAUGCUUUUCUCACACAAAGAUCGAGAAACGAGGCUAGUUCUUCAGCAGUAACGUUGGCAAUCCGAUCAAUGGACUCAUACACCAGUAUACUCAUCUUAACUACUAGCAGGGUGGGAGAUCUAGAUGAAGCCGUCUGGUCUUACACUGAUCUUGCUAUCAACUUUCCUCCUCUGCGAGGCGAGAGGCUACAAAAAGUCUGGGGACAUUCCAUCAGUGAAUACAAAGUAAAAUACUACUCACGUAUAAUGGAAUUUAUAGAAGACAUCUGCAGAACAGAAGGCCUCGAGAUCAACGGUCGCGAUAUCCGCAACAUUACGCUCGCGGCACAAAAUCUUGCAAGGCAUCAGAACAAAUUCCUUGAAGUGCAGCACAUCAAAGCCGUGCUAGAAAACAGAAAAGAGUUUAUGAAGUAUAUUAAGGAUUUGUCGGGCUCGGAUAUGGCCGAGAGGGCUAUGCAGAUGCAGAUACGAAACGAUGCGGAGCCAGAAGAAGGUAAGGACCCUUGA